Molecule: messenger RNA, 966 nt
Organism: Helianthus annuus (common sunflower)
Lineage: Eukaryota; Viridiplantae; Streptophyta; Magnoliopsida; Asterales; Asteraceae
Product: chlorophyll a-b binding protein 3, chloroplastic
Exons: 3
Coding region: 37-834 (265 amino acids)
Biological process (GO): photosynthesis, light harvesting in photosystem I; response to light stimulus
Cellular component (GO): plastoglobule; chloroplast thylakoid membrane; chloroplast envelope
Source: RefSeq, a predicted model, not a curated record
UCUUCUCAAUCUCUUUCAAGUUUCAAGCUUUAAUUAAUGGCAUCCAUGGCUACUAGCUCCUCCACUGUUGUCAGAGCCACCCCUUUCUUGGGUCAAACUAGAGCCUCCAAUGUUAACUCCCUUAGAGAUUCUGUUUCCAUGGUCAAUGGCAAGUUCACCAUGGGAAAUGAGUUGUGGUAUGGACCGGACCGAGUGAAGUACUUGGGACCUUUUUCGGCCCAAACACCAUCAUACUUGACCGGUGAAUUCCCGGGUGACUAUGGUUGGGACACCGCCGGUUUAUCCGCUGAUCCUGAGGCUUUUGCCAAGAACCGGGCUCUUGAGGUGAUCCACGGGAGAUGGGCGAUGCUAGGAGCAUUCGGGUGCAUCACCCCCGAAGUGCUCGAGAAAUGGGUGAAAGUAGAUUUCAAGGAGCCCGUUUGGUUCAAAGCCGGAGCCCAAAUCUUCUCCGAAGGCGGGCUAGACUAUUUGGGCAACCCAAACCUAGUCCACGCCCAAAGCAUAUUAGCGGUACUCGGUUUCCAAGUGGUCCUAAUGGGCCUAGUUGAAGGGUUCCGUAUUAACGGGCUUGAGGGUGUUGGAGAUGGUAACAACCUCUACCCGGGUGGUCAAUACUUUGACCCAUUGGGCCUUGCGGACGACCCGAUUACUUUUGCUGAGUUGAAGGUGAAGGAAAUCAAGAAUGGAAGACUAGCAAUGUUUUCAAUGUUUGGGUUCUUUGUGCAAGCAAUUGUGACAGGAAAAGGACCAUUGGAGAACCUUUUGGACCAUUUGGAUAACCCUGUGGCUAACAAUGCUUGGGUCUAUGCCACCAAGUUUGUUCCUGGUUCAUAAACAUUGUGGCUCGUGAAUUGUUCUUGUAAACUAUGACUUGGAUGAAAAAAAAAAUUAAUUAACUGUAUGCAGAAAUAUCAAUGUGGAUGAACUUUUUUUAAUUAUAUAAAAUGGUAUAAAUUUGUAUUUUAA